AUGGGCGGGCUAAAACCUACUCCUCUCGUUCUCUCUCUCUCCCUCUCUCCCUCUCUCUCUGUUUUCUUUCUUUUUUUUUCUUUCUUCAUCGGACGUGUCUUUUCGUCUUCUAAACUUUUUUCCCCUUCUUCUUAUAUUUUUUACUUUUUUAAUUUUUUUUUAUUGUUUUUAUCUAUCUAUCUAUCUAUCUAUCUAUCUAUCUAUAUAUUUAUUAUCUAUCUAUAUAGCUAUCUAACCUUAUUAAUCAGACUGAAAAUUAAAUAUGCAUCUAUCUAUCUAUCUAUCUAUAUUUUCUUUUCUUUUCUCUUCUGUUGCUUCCUUAAUCUUGCUUCUCUCUUUCACUUUCUCUCCCCCAUUCUUGGUCCUUUCUCUCUUUCUUUAUCUUCUCGUGUGGUUCUCUCUCUCUCUCUCUCUCUCUUUGUCUCACGUGAAUAUGUUCUUCUCUUAUCUCUUUCUCCUCCUCCUCUCUCUCUCUCUCUCUCUCUCUCUCUCUUUCAUCCCUUGCUCUUUUUCUGCAUAUCUCGUUUCCAUUUGUCUCAUUUUCUCCCUCUUUCUCUCUUUUCUUUCUUUCUUUCUUUCUUUCUUUUCCCUGUCUCUGUCUCUCCUUAUAUCACUUCCUUUCUUUUUCAUUUGACUCUCUUUCUCUCAUGUUCCUUUUUCUUUCUUUCUUUCUUUCUUUCUUUCUUUCUUUCUUUCUUUCUUUCUUUCUUUCUUUCUUUUCCCUGCCUCUUCUUAUAUCACUUCCUUUCUUUUUCAUUUGACUCUCUUUCUCUCCUCUUCCUUCUUUUUCUUUCUUUCUUUCUUUCUUUCUUUCUUUCUUUCUUUCUUUCUUUCUUUCUUUCUUUUCUAUUAAAUGUUUCUUUUAUACUCUCGUUCCUUUUUUAUGACGCUCUCUUUAUACCAGACACGCCCUAUAUUUAUUCUUAG
Molecule: messenger RNA, 927 nt
Organism: Acanthosepion pharaonis
Lineage: Eukaryota; Metazoa; Mollusca; Cephalopoda; Sepiida; Sepiidae
Source: the annotation of a GenBank genome assembly